This is a messenger RNA of Epithele typhae, 645 nucleotides long. RefSeq lists its product as uncharacterized. The record is from RefSeq and is a predicted model, not a curated record. The annotation marks the transcript as partial. The transcript is spliced from 3 exons. Gene Ontology annotation, molecular function: heme binding; iron ion binding; monooxygenase activity. NCBI's taxonomy places the organism in Eukaryota, Fungi, Basidiomycota, Agaricomycetes, Polyporales, Epitheliaceae.
CAUCAGCUGUUCAGACGAUACGACGGCGUGUCCCUCGGUCUCAAUCUCUCCCUCUUGUUGCUCCCACCAGUCUCCCUCGUCAGCGCCAUCGCGGCCACCUCUCCUUUUCUCACGCUCACCCGCGCAUGCAUUCUCGUCCUUCCUACCUACGUUGCAUCGCUCGUUCUCUCAACGCUGAUCUACCGCCUCUCACCCUUCCACCCACUCGCCCAAUACCCCGGGCCCCUGGGAUGUAAACUGACCAAGUUCCGGAUGGCCUUCCUCGGUGCUACAGGUCGUCAGCACGUGUACAUCCAGCACCUACACGAACGCUACGCGUCGGAUAUCGUGCGCAUCGGCCCCAACGAACUUUCGAUCCGCGACCCGACUGCCGUGCCUGCAGUCCUGGGUCCGUCCGGGGUGAAUCGAAAGGGCCCUUACAUGAAGGGCAUGCUCCUCAAAGCGGAGCCGCUUACGAUGAUCGCGAUCCAAGACACGGACGAGCAUGUGCAGCGUCGGCGCUCGUGGCAGCGCGGGCUCUCGCAGGCGGCGCUGAAAGACUACGAGGUGAUGGUCUCCCGGCGGGCUCGGAUGCUCGUCGACCGCCUGGGUGAGUCCAAGGGCGCGGAGGUCUGCCUUGACGAGUGGUUCGACCGUUUCUCGUAA